Danio aesculapii is the source of this 884-nucleotide messenger RNA. Its product is annotated as zona pellucida sperm-binding protein 3-like. The transcript is spliced from 8 exons. Bases 1 to 804 code for a protein of 267 amino acids. The record is from RefSeq and is a predicted model, not a curated record. Gene Ontology annotation, biological process: binding of sperm to zona pellucida; positive regulation of acrosome reaction; egg coat formation. Gene Ontology annotation, cellular component: extracellular matrix. Gene Ontology annotation, molecular function: acrosin binding. NCBI's taxonomy places the organism in Eukaryota, Metazoa, Chordata, Actinopteri, Cypriniformes, Danionidae.
AUGUGGGUUGGGUCAGUGAACCCGCUGGCGUCCGCUGAUGAUGAUGAUGAUGAUGAUGGCGGACCGCAGCAGCUCCUCUUCCUCUUGCAGAUGAUGAGUGGAGACUUCAGCGCCGCCGCCCCGUCCCUCCGCUUCCCCCUGGGCUCCAGGAUCCCCAUCAGAGCCGCAGUGCAGUCUGGAGGCCCCGGGCCCCUGAGGCUCUUCAUAGAGAGCUGUGUGACGGCCGCUGAUGCGGAGCUGAGCCGCAGCACUACUGUCCAGCCGGUCAUCAGCAACAGCGGGUGUCUGCUGCUGGGUAACUCCAGUUUUGCCCCCCGCCGCCGGCCGGAUGAGCUGCUCUUCUCUCUGCAGGCGUCUGCGCUCGCUGUGGGACAGAAGAUCUUCCUGCACUGUGAGCUGAAGGCGUGGGACGACCAGAGCCUGAAUGUCCAUGGGAAAGCCUGCCACUACAUGCAGACGCAGCACAGAUGGGUGCUCCUGGAUGAUCCAGCCCAGAGUUAUGCCUGUUCCUGCUGUGACUCCACCUGCUCUCAGAGAGACACUGCUGAAGGUGUAACCACACACAGAGUUGUGGGUCCGUUUAUAAUCGUGGAUGAGAGCGGAUCUGAGAACGGCGCAUCACGGGACACACACUCCAACCCUGAACACGGUCUCAGUGAGGCUCCUCUGUGGCUGCUGGUGCUCUCGGUGUCCGCUGCUCUGAUCAUCAUCACCGCUGUUCUGGCCUUCAGUUAUUACCUGUGCUUCUGGAGAGGAGGACGCCUGGGCUACCGACCCAGCAGAGACCUGCUCAGCAAAUACUGACCCAACAGACCAAACACUGACCCAGCAGAGACCUGCUGACCCAAUCUUGCAAUAAACAUUCAGAAUUAAUUUCUCAGUGU